Molecule: messenger RNA, 4457 nt
Organism: Mauremys mutica (yellowpond turtle)
Lineage: Eukaryota; Metazoa; Chordata; Testudines; Geoemydidae
Product: C4b-binding protein alpha chain-like
Exons: 14
Coding region: 1435-3450 (671 amino acids)
Biological process (GO): negative regulation of complement activation, classical pathway
Source: RefSeq, a predicted model, not a curated record
UCCUUUGUAUCUGUGUCUGUAGGUUGGAUGGGAGGAAGAAUAGUUUUGUGGAAGAUAAAGGGUAGAUUUUAAGUCACAGGAUUUGAAAUCUUCUAUUCCCAAUUCUGCUGUAGACUCACUGGGUGCCCUUGGGCAAGUCACUUCAUUUCUCUGCGCUUCAGUUCCCCCAUUCUGUGAAAGGGUCAGAUUAAUAUUUGCCACAGGGAUGUUGCAAGACUUAAUUCAUGUUUGUAAAACAUUGUUUAAUUUCUGUCAACACUGUACAUGGUCCUUCCAGCUGUGAGUUCCAGAGCUUCGGAACCAGACAAAAAACCGAAGAAAGUGAAGCAUUAGUAACAGGGAAAAUAACACUAUUUCUACAGCUGUGGUAAGAGGCAACAAUGUCUGUGCUGCUGGAAUUAUCAACUGCUUAGUAAGCAUAUAAGAGAGUGGAGGAGAUAAGCAGCAAAUUCUGCUGCUGCCGCACCUCCCUCGCCCCAGGUGGGGAAAAAAAACAACAGAAGAAAAGUUUUUAACUUUGGGUUGAAAAUUCCACAUUAUUGGCAUGACCUAAGGCCCUGAAUCAACCGUAUGAUGCAGUGCAAAUAGGUUUGUUUCCAUUCAAGUAUCUAUAUCAAGGUAGCUACACCAAUGAAAACUUCCCGUGGAGAUGUGCUGCACUGGUAUAAGAUGAAACUUGCAUCAGUAUGACCAUCCCUGGUAAAUUGUACUUGUACAAGCUCUAUUUGUCACUGGUGCGUUGUAUGAAUAUUAGGACUUUUGCUCCAGCAUAAUUGCAUUGAUGCAGUCCAUUGCUGAGUUUGUGUACCGUAAGGGUCAGUGGUUCGCAGUAGUUCAAUCCCCCACAUAGGCUACAACUUGUAAUGUGAUGGCCCAUAUGGGAAUUUAAACUGCUGUGAACCUUUGAUGCUCUGGAGGCGCUUCCCUGGCCAAGGAGAGUACGUACUACACCAAUACAACGUGGUUCUUUGUCCACGCCCCACCCCCAUUGGUAGAUGUCAUGUAGAGGCUCAUGGGUCUGCUGUACUCUCUGGAUUAAUGGAUCUGGUCCUUCAGCUUUGGCAACAGAGGCUCAUGCUCUUUAGAGUCAGAGGUCAUGGGUUAAAACCCUGCUAGAGGCUUUUUGGCACUUCCAUAACAUUUAAAAACAGAAUCAAGUCUGAGUUCUCUCUGGCUUAGUGAUGUGCCUUCUGUUGCGUGUCUCUUAGAAAAGUCAAAGCCUGUGUGCUGCUGUCUGUGAGGAUGUGCGUAAGAUGGCAGAGUCCCUGUCAUGUGGGACGAACUGGAUUGAAACCAAAUCAAUGAUGGAAAUGGAAAAACUCUGCUUGGAAAAGCUAAAAUUCCAGCUGGAGGGAAGGCAAGAUCUUUAGCCUGGAAAGAGAUGUGCUAACUUCCUUUUUAGGUCUGCAAGAAGAGCACAUGACAUAAAGGAAGAUGGUAUCUCUAACCACUGGAAAACAGCGUUCUUACAUAGCCACCAUUCCACUGUUACUUGCUGCUGCCUUCGUUGUUGCUGUACACAGUGAUUGUGAUGAGCCACCGCGUUUUCAUUUUGCUGAGCUAAAGGAGGAGUAUAGAAAUCGGAGUAAGUUUGCUGUUAGUAGCAAAGUGGAGUACAACUGUCGCUCAGGUUAUACCAAGGUACAAAAGUCCAUUCUUUAUUGCACGUCACGUUCUCAAUGGUCAGACGCCCUACAGUUUUGCAGGGCAAGAUCAUGCCGUCACCCUGGAGAGCCAGAAAAUGGCAGACUUGUUAUUCUAUCAGAUCUCACGUUUGGUGCAACAGUAAACUUCAUCUGUGAAGAGGGGUACAGACUAAUUGGAAAUGCAGAAAGAAAAUGUGUGCUUGAAGGAUCACAGGUUACAUGGGACAGAGAUAUUCCAUACUGUCAAGUGAUACCUUGCCUUCCUCCUCCAAUAAUAAAGCACGGGACACAUACUGGGACAACGAUGGAGGAAUUCAACUAUGGGACAUCUGUCACUUACCAGUGUGACACUGUAGAAAGGGGACAGGUUCCUUUCUCACUUAUUGGAGAGGCCUCCAUUCACUGUACAUCCAAGGAUAACGUAAAUGGAGACUGGAACGGGCCUGCCCCGGAAUGCAAAGUUGUUCGCUGUGAACAGCCAAAAGUUGACCAUGGAAAACAGAUGACUGGAUAUAGUCUUGUAUACACCUACAGAGCCUCCGUUCUGUUUGAGUGUGAACACCGCUACACCCUCAAAGGCAGUAACAUACUUCAUUGCAAUGAAAAUAGUAGAUGGGAUCCUCAGUUACCAGUUUGUGAGCGAAGUAGCUGUGAUGACCCACCUUAUAUUCAUAAUACUUUACGAGAUCAUUCUAACAGCAACUUGUUUCCGGCUGGGACAGUAGUGAAAUAUAACUGUGUGAGAGGUUAUGAGUUAAUCCCUGAAAUAUCCUCUGCGAGUGUUACCUGUCAAAAAGAUUUUACAUGGUCUGAACAUCAAGAAUUUUGUCGGAAAAUUAGAUGUUCAUCUCCAGACAUUACCAAUGGAAAAGCAAUACCUAGAAAAGAAACCUACAUGUAUGAGGACAAGAUUCGCAUUGAAUGUAAUUCCGGUUAUGCCCUCAAAAACAAGAAUGGAUUGAUUAAGUGUGAACAUAAUCGUGCAUGGCAUCCUCCAUUACCAAUUUGCGAACCGGCUUGUGAGUCACCUGCACGCAUCGCUAAUGGACGGGACGACCGCGGCUUGAAAGAUGUUUUCCUUGUUGGCUCAAGUGUGACCUAUGAAUGUGACCGUGGUUGGUCACUUGUUGGAGUAUCCUCCAUUCAAUGUACAGCUGGUUAUUGGGGAACUCCACGCUGGAAUGCACCAGUCCCUGAGUGCAAAGCUUGUGAGCCACCUGCGCGCAUCGCUAAUGGACGGGACGACCGCGGCUCGAAAGAUGUUUUCCUUGUUGGCUCAAGUGUGACCUACGAAUGUGACCGUGGUUGGUCACUUGUUGGAGUAUCCUCCAUUCGAUGUACAGCUGGUUAUUGGGGAACUCCACGCUGGGAUGCAUCUGUCCCUAAGUGCAAGGAGAGUCUUCGUUGUCCCAAUCCAGUAAUUGAACAUGGAGAACAGGUCUCUGAAUAUACUGAAUAUACAGUUGGAAACCAUGUUGAGUUUCAGUGUGAAUCUGGCUACAUCCUCAAAGGCAGCAAGUCGACUCAAUGCCAGGCAAAUGGGACGUGGGAUCCUCCAGUGCCAUCUUGUAUUAAGGUUGGGUGUCCAAAACCAGAUGUGCAAAAUGGAGGAAUAGUCAAUGUGUCAGAUGAAAAAUUGUGGUACAACAUGGAUGAAAGCAUUACUUUCACAUGCUCUCCUGGGUACCAAUUUUCAGACCUUUGGUAUCAGUCUACAACAGACAGUUUCACUAUUACAUGUUCAGCUGAUGGCACCUGGACGGUGUUACCCAAGUGUGAGAAGCAAAUCGAUUCUCCUCUGUGAAACAUGGUUCGCGAAACUGUACAGAUUCUCCACUGCGGUCUAUCUCUGGCAGAACUGAGAACCCGUCUGGAAGCACAGAAACUGUAUCUGGAGAUUCAGAAACUUAAGCGAGACCUACAAAAAUACAAGGAAUAGCUGAAAUCUGUGACCCGUUACUGUGACAAACUGUCUCCUUUCGAUGUAAUUUGUAUAAUUACUUUGUACAUAUGAUGAUUGUUACUAUUUUCAGAGAACUUGCUAGUACGUCUAGUGAUCCAGGAAGAUAUUAGCCAGUACCUCAGGAAUCAGAUAUUUUUCAUGCUGUGUGCCAGUGAUUAAAGUUUUGGGGUUUUUUGCUAUUUCCUUUCAAUCUCCCAAAUGUAAGUCCCUACUUGAUAAACUAGGGAUCUGAUCCUCUUAUAUGUUUGUGGGGGGCUAUAGUAAAAGGAUUGAAUUCAGAUUCCUUUCAGUUCGGAAAGGGAAAGCAAGUUGAGAGAAACUAGAUUAAAAUGUACGGAAGUAAAACUUCAAUUGACGCAAGCUUCAGACCCUAUACAGAAUACACCAACAGCCUUGAGCUUUCAGAAUUCAUCCAACUGUUGCAUAUAUUUUACCUUAAUGCAUUAUAACCCAAACAUAUUUAAAGUAGUGAAUGGCUAUUUAACGGCCUGAUUUCCAUGAACCUUAAGGACAUCUCUGUUCACAAAUCCCUCUGCCUCACUGAAAAUUUAAAGGUUAAAAAAGCCAAUUUCUGCCCUAUCCUCUUAUUUAAAAAGUCGGCAGUUUUUUCCUCCCAAACUGAACAAAUCUAUUUUUGGUUGACAUCAGUGCUGAUCUCAUCUGUAGCAUUUCUAUAUCCUCUCACACACUCCCACAAAUCAAUGGUGAAAAUUUAACUGUAGACAGCAACCCACUAAACAUUUCCCCAUUGCCCAAUGAAUGAUAGGGGUGUCCUCUAACCUACACCUUUGUGAUCAAGCAAUUAUUUCUGCCCUGUAGGGCUACAAUAAACUGCAACUGUAAAAACU